AUGCAUCCGCGUCUGGCCGAACUGUGGCGCCGGAAUGUAUUCAGCAUUGAUCCAGAGGAUGACUAUCGGAUCGUCUGGUUCAGAGACCCAAGGACCGUGUGUGCGCCGGAGCUGUUAUCGCACAUUCCGGCUCAUCUCAGGCUGCCAAGUGUACCGGAGGAGUUGCGCCCGAACUACUGGGCACUGCGGGGGCACCUCAAGGAGAGCCUGUUCGAUAACGUGACCGACUGCGACAUCCACAGUGACUUCGAAUUCGCGGAUCUGUCGGCGACAUGUGACCAGGCUUUCGGUGACGAUCCAUGGGAGGAGCCGGUCCCGCUCACGGACCCGGUCUGGCAGACGCGGUUGGGGAAGAUGCUCUUCGAGUGGAUAAUGUUGACGGAUCGUCGGCUGCACGAGAGGGAGCAGACCGGAGAGUCUGCCUCAGCUGAAGAGCCUGUUGAUACCGCCGGUUCAAGCCUAGUUCUCAAGGAGAGAAAAGCCCAGACUUGA
Messenger RNA from Gloeophyllum trabeum ATCC 11539, 492 nucleotides. RefSeq lists its product as uncharacterized. The transcript has 4 exons. Lineage: Eukaryota; Fungi; Basidiomycota; Agaricomycetes; Gloeophyllales; Gloeophyllaceae. The coding region runs from base 1 to 492 and encodes 163 amino acids. The record is from RefSeq and is a predicted model, not a curated record.